AUGGCAAAAGAACGCCUUUCCAACGACGGGCGUGCAGUCUGGGGUGAGAAAGGCCCACGAGUCGCUAUAAUCGAAGGCCGUAACAGCGACUGGAGCAAAGAGAACACCGCGUUCCAGCCUCCAGGCGAGCAAAUACUUUGGUACGAUCGGUACCUAGACCGUCUUGACGAUGCGUACGAUGCCCUCCUCGCCCUGGUCAAGGCGCCUAAAUUCCGCCGAUUGACCGCCAUCGUCAUCUGUGCCACAAUACUCACAUGGAGCAUGUGGACGAAAGUCGUCUGGCCAUGGAUAGAGGAGGAAAGAGCGGCAUGGGACAUAUACAAUACCCAGGAAUCUGGCGAAAAGACACAAUUCGGCGUCAAUGCGCACCCACACCUUGGCCUUAUACAGACGGAAGAGCUGGAUCCCAAAUACCUGCCAGGCGGCGCAAAGGCAGAUAAGUCACGGAGAUUGAUCUUCAUCGGCGAUAUACACGGUUGCCACAAGGAGCUAUUGGAGCUUUUGAUCAAGGCGAAGUACGACCACAACAGAGAUCAUAUUAUUUCUGUAGGUGAUAUUGUCACGAAAGGGCCGGACAGUUCUGGCGUUAUCGACUUCUUGAUGGAACAAGAGGCAUCGGUCGUUCGUGGAAAUCACGAUGAUAAGCUCAUUCUGAUUGCAGAGCAGCGGCACAAGUCUAAACGCGAGGGAGAGAUGGAAGCUGAGCACAAGAAGAAGCAUAAGAAGAAUACACACGAGGCAAUCGCUCACGCCCUGACGAAGAAGCAGCUCAAGUUCAUGCAAUCGUUUCCGUUGAUCCUCAAAGUCGGUCAGAUCAAGGGAAUAGGCGAGAUUGUCGUGGUUCACGCUGGCUUGGUUCCAGGUGUACCACUAAAGUCACAAGAUCCCGCCUCGAUUAUGAACAUGCGGUCGAUAGAUUUGCGCACGCAUGUUCCGUCCAAGCUGCACCACGGCAAGCAUUCUCGACCCUGGUUCUCGAUUUGGAACAAGUUUCAGAGGCUUCAGAAGUAUUGGAAGAACUCGAAGGACAGGACGUCGCACCAACCGCUGACGGUCGUGUACGGUCAUGACGCUCGGAUGGGUUUACAGGUGUCAAAAUACUCCAAAGGUCUAGAUUCGAAUUGCGCUAGGGGUGGUCAUCUCACUGCUUUGGUUGUUGACGAGCAUGGCAAGCAGAAAAUUGUUCAGGUGUCUUGCAAGAAGGAUUACACAGUCGAUUCGGAGGCUUGA
Messenger RNA from Cyphellophora attinorum, 1230 nucleotides. Its product is annotated as Bis(5'-nucleosyl)-tetraphosphatase, symmetrical. The coding region runs from base 1 to 1230 and encodes 409 amino acids. Lineage: Eukaryota; Fungi; Ascomycota; Eurotiomycetes; Chaetothyriales; Cyphellophoraceae. Gene Ontology annotation, molecular function: endopolyphosphatase activity; phosphatase activity. Gene Ontology annotation, cellular component: cytoplasm. The record is from RefSeq and is a predicted model, not a curated record. The transcript has a single exon. Gene Ontology annotation, biological process: polyphosphate catabolic process.